Molecule: messenger RNA, 1752 nt
Organism: Venustampulla echinocandica
Lineage: Eukaryota; Fungi; Ascomycota; Leotiomycetes; Helotiales; Pleuroascaceae
Product: Glutamyl-tRNA(Gln) amidotransferase subunit B, mitochondrial
Exons: 1
Coding region: 1-1752 (583 amino acids)
Biological process (GO): mitochondrial translation; glutaminyl-tRNAGln biosynthesis via transamidation
Molecular function (GO): glutaminyl-tRNA synthase (glutamine-hydrolyzing) activity
Source: RefSeq, a predicted model, not a curated record
AUGGUCACAAAAAGAUAUCACGUCGCAUCAGUAGCCCCAACAACACAAACACCAACCGAUCAGUCAGUCACGACUACAACUACCCAGCAUGCCACAAUACCUUUCCGCAAACAGCUAAAGGAUGAAGCAAGGAAACGAAAGGCGGACACGGCGAGCCGCCGGCGGAAGGAGGACAAUCCAAAACUUAACAGAUGGGAGUUGACCGUGGGCAUUGAGAUACACGCCCAGCUGAAUACCGCCCGGAAACUCUUUUCGGGCGCCGCAUCCACCAUCAACGAUGAGCCGAAUACCCAUGUUGCCCACUUCGAUCUAGCAAUGCCAGGCUCGCAGCCGAUCUUCCGAAAGGCGACACUUCUCCCUGCUAUUCGCGCCGCCCUUGCCCUGAAUUGCAAAAUCCAGAGGCGAAGUAAAUUCGACCGCAAGCAUUACUUCCAUUGGGAUCAACCUGCAGGAUAUCAAAUAACACAGUACUAUGAACCCUUUGCAAAGGAAGGGCACAUUACGCUUUAUGCACAUGACGGGAUCGCGGAGGAAGACGGGGAGCAAAUCACCAUUGGUAUCAAGCAAAUCCAGAUGGAGCAGGACACCGCAAAAACCCUUUCUCAGCCAGGGGACAUACAUCUGUUGGAUUAUAAUCGAGUUGGUUUACCGCUAAUCGAGAUCAUCACACUCCCACAAAUACACCAUCCAGCUACGGCAGCCGCUCUGGUCCGCAAGGUCCAGGUUAUUCUCAACGCAGUAGAUGCCUGUGUUCUUGGCAUGGAAUCUGGUGGAUUGCGGGCAGAUGUCAAUGUUUCCGUGCGAAGACGAGAUGGCGAUGUAGGCGAUCAUGAGUACGGGGGUGUAAAAGGGCUGGGCCAACGAACGGAAAUCAAAAACCUUAGCAGUUUCAAAUCUGUUAAAGAUGCUAUCGUUGCAGAGCGCGAUCGGCAAAUUGAUGUCCUCGAGUCUGGAGGCCUGAUUGAAGGAGAAACUAGAGGUUGGACAAUCGGUAGCACCGAAACGAGGAGACUAAGGGGAAAGGAAGGAGAGGUCGAUUACAGGUACAUGCCAGAUCCUGAUCUAGGAGCCGUUAUUAUUGGCGACGAUCUAAUCGACUAUCUCUCUCAAAAUCUUGGGGUUCUUCCUGAACAAGAAGUGCAAGCUCUUGUAGGCGAGUUUGGCUUGACCUUUAAAGAUGCGGCAUCUGUGGUGUCGUUGAAUGAUGGGGGACGCUACGAAUAUCUCCGAAGCGUGAUAGAUGACUUCCUGCUUCUCAGCCCCGACGACGAUCUCAAGAGAGUAGGGAAGCUUUGCGGUAAUUGGGUUUUACAUGAGAUGGGUGGGUUGACUCAUCCCGGCGCUGAUGAAGAUAACCCUCUUGGGAUGGCUAAUGAUGGGAAUUGCAUUAUCCCUCAUAACCAGCUAGCCAAGCUUGUAUAUCUUCUCGAUAUUCGCAAGAUUACAGGGAAGUCGGCCAAGAGGAUCCUUUCGGAAUUAUUUGUGUCAGGGUUGGCCGGGAAUCAACGGUCGACCGAAGACUUAGUUGAUGAAGCAGGCUUGUGGUUCUCGCCGUUGUCUAAUGCAGAGUAUGAAGGAUUGGCCAGGAGCGUUAUAGACCUGAAGGUUGUUGAGGAGAUUUUGGCUGGGAAGGAGGGUAAAAUUAACUUCCUCGUCGGAAAGAUGAUGAGAAAAGACGGGGAUGGGAGGGUAGAUCCCCAAAAGGCAACAGCUAUCUUGCGCCAAAUUAUUGAUGAGUUUAGGAAAUUAUAG